UAUGGGGGUUUAUUUUGCUUUGGGCCACUUGAGCCGCCGCUGCCGCCGCCAUUAGACGAGCUCGAUCACAUCCUAGGGUGGCGGGCUCGUGGUCUUUUGCUUGUCCCCCCUCUACUCCUGCCGAAGUGGUAGCGCUCUCUCAACUAACUAGAUUUUUUUUCUCCCUUCAUCCGCACAGACCAGGAAGAAACCAUGUCCUGAGCUCAAGGAGGGGGGAGACGCAGGAGGCCGCAGCCAGCGGAGCGGUGUAAGGGUGGGUGGGAUGCGGGUGAGGGGAAUGGACGGCCGCCGGUGAGGGGACAGUCGCGAGAUCAGGAGGCGGCUCUACAAGGGAAGGCUGUGUACACAGUGCUGUCAGUCAUCCAUGGCAAAUUCUUACUGAAGAGGACAAAGCCUGAAAGAGCAUGAAGAUGAAAUAUAUUCUUCAGUAGGAAAAAACUUUCUGUUUGAAGCAAUUUACUUAAGGCGUGCAGGAUGACAGAACGUGGAAUAAAAUGGGCUUGUGAGUAUUGUACAUACGAAAACUGGCCUUCUGCAAUCAAGUGUACCAUGUGCCGUGCUCAGAGACCUAGUGGAACUAUUAUCACAGAAGAUCCCUUUAAGAGUGGUUCAAGUGAUGUUGGUAGAGACUGGGAUCCUGCAAGUAUUGAAGGAGGCAGCAGCCCUUUAAUAUGUCCUGAUUCCAGUGCUAGACCAAGAGUUAAAUCAUCCUACGGUAUGGAAAGUGCAAAUAAGUGGUCGUGCCAUAUGUGCACAUACUUGAACUGGCCUCGUGCAAUAAGAUGCACUCAGUGCUUGUCUCAGCGUAGGACCCGGAGUCCCACAGAAUCCCCCCAGUCUUCAGGGUCUGGUUCAAGACCAGCUCCUUUCCCUGUGGAUCCUUGUGAGGAAUACAAUGAUAGAAAUAAACUAAACAUGAGGACACAGCACUGGACUUGUUCUGUUUGUACAUAUGAAAAUUGGGCUAAAGCCAGAAAAUGUGUUGUGUGUGAUCAUCCUAGACCUAACAACAUUGAAGCAAUAGAAUUGGCCGAAACAGAAGAGGCUUCAUCAAUAAUCAAUGAGCAAGACAGAACUCGAUGGAGGGGAAGUUGUAGUAGCGGUAAUAGCCAAAGAAGAUCCCCUCCUACAACCAAACGGGAAUCUGAAGUGAAAAUGGACUUUCAGAGAAUUGAACUGGCUGGAGCUGUUGGCUGCAAAGAAGAACUUGAAGUUGACUUCAAAAAACUAAAACAAAUAAAAAACAGAAUGAAGAAGACUGACUGGCUGUUUCUCAAUGCUUGUGUUGGUGUUGUAGAAGGUGACUUGGCAGCUAUUGAAGCAUACAAGUCAUCUGGAGGAGAUAUUGCACGGCAGCUUAGCGCAGAUGAAGUACGUUUGCUAAAUCGUCCUUCUGCUUUUGAUGUGGGAUAUACGCUUGUUCAUCUUGCUAUACGUUUUCAGAGACAAGACAUGUUAGCAAUUCUGCUUACAGAGGUAUCCCAACAUGCAGCUAAGUGCAUUCCAGCCAUGGUGUGCCCGGAGCUUACUGAACAAAUCCGCCGUGAAAUUGCUGCCUCUCUUCAUCAACGAAAGGGAGAUUUUGCUUGCUAUUUUCUAACUGACCUUGUAACAUUUACAUUACCUGCAGAUAUUGAAGACUUGCCACCAACAGUCCAAGAGAAACUAUUUGAUGAAGUACUUGAUAGGGAUGUUCAGAAAGAACUAGAAGAGGAAUCUCCAAUUAUAAACUGGUCACUGGAAUUGGGUACGCGCUUGGACAGUAGACUUUAUGCACUUUGGAAUCGAACUGCAGGGGACUGUUUGCUUGAUUCAGUACUACAAGCUACUUGGGGCAUUUAUGACAAAGACUCGGUGCUACGUAAAGCCCUUCAUGACAGUUUACAUGACUGUUCUCAUUGGUUCUAUACUCGAUGGAAAGAAUGGGAGUCAUGGUACUCCCAGAGCUUUGGUUUACACUUCUCGCUGCGAGAGGAACAAUGGCAGGAAGACUGGGCAUUUAUUCUGUCUCUUGCAAGUCAGCCUGGAGCGAGUUUGGAACAGACACACAUUUUUGUACUUGCACAUAUUCUUAGAAGACCAAUAAUAGUUUAUGGAGUAAAAUAUUACAAGAGUUUCCGGGGAGAAACUUUAGGAUAUACCCGUUUUCAAGGUGUAUAUUUGCCUUUGUUAUGGGAACAGAGUUUUUGUUGGAAAAGCCCUAUUGCUCUGGGCUACACACGGGGCCACUUCUCUGCUUUGGUUGCCAUGGAGAAUGAUGGCUAUGGCAAUCGAGGUGCUGGUGCUAACUUGAACACUGAUGAUGAUGUUACUAUUACUUUUUUACCAUUGGUUGACAGUGAAAGGAAGCUGCUGCACAUUCACUUCCUGUCUGCUCAAGAGAUCGGUAAUGAGGAACAACAAGAGAAGCUACUCAGGGAGUGGCUGGACUGUUGUGUGACAGAAGGUCGAGUCCUAGUUGCUAUGCAGAAAAGCUCUCGCCGGCGCAACCAUCCUCUGGUAACACAGAUGGUAGAGAAGUGGCUAGAUCGCUAUAGACAAAUCCGCCCCUGCACGUCCCUUUCAGAUGGUGAGGAAGAUGAAGAUGAUGAUGAUGAAUGAGAAAAAUGGAGAUGCCUGAAUGAGCAUAUUGUGUGGUGGCACCCCAGAGUCUGGGGCAUGCUCUAGUAGUUUCUUACAUAAUGACCCACUUGUAGCAGGAAGCAUCCUGAAUAGGAUUUUUAAUCAGCAUGGGGAGAAUCCAGAAACUCACCUGAUAUGUGAAGAUGGCUACGUUGGUUGGACAACCAUUUGUUUAAAAAAAAUCCUAAUUUUAUUACCUAGACAGAAAGCAUUUUUCUUUCCAGUUGUACAUCUGUCUAUAAAUGUACCGCAUGUGGUCAUGUAAGAAAGUUGUGUAAUAGGAAAAAGUAUUACCAGCAUCUUAAAAUUACUGAAGAAUUUUUUUUGAACAAGGGCACUUAAAAAGCACAUAAUAUAGAUGGGCAUCUGUUCCUUUUAAGACUUACAGUAAACUUGGUUAUUUUGCACCGCAUUUUAAGCAGUCUGACACACUUCCUUGAAAGACCACUUUAUAUAUGAAAUCUUACUGUUGCCCAGCUUAGAUCAUGUGGCUUUUUUUUGUUGAUGCCAUAUAUCCAGAGUAAGUCAGAUGUAUGAAUAAGUUCAUUAUUUUAUUGAAGUUUGAGUUACUGUUGUGCCCAUUAUAAUAAAAUGAAAUAUUAAAGGGAAAAAAACACCUCUGGAAGGGAUGAUAAAUUUUGAUUGAGUGAACCUUUUAUUUUCUGUAAAGGUUUCUCUUGCUGUCUAUUAAUGCUUUGUAUCAUUUCUUUUGAGAUAGUUUGUUUUCCUUCCAGCCUGCUAGUCAAAGAAGUUUCUCUAUUCAAGAGAGCUAUAUGGUAAACAAUUGUGUGAAAUUUGCUACAUCAGAAUUGAACUGAGAAUUGCAUUUUGUCCAAACCCGAUUUUGCUGUGACUUGUACAAUAGAAAUUACUAUUUUAUGAAGCCUCCCCCUCACUCCCUGCAAGUUAAAAUCGUCUCCAUUGAGGAACACUCCUUGGUCAUUAAAAUCAAGUGAGAAAGCACUUUGGCAGUUUUCCUUAAAAGCCUUCAUUCUAAAAUUGUUUUAAAGUACUGUAUGUUAUCUUUUCUUGGUAUGUAAACGAUGGCAAUUUUUUUUUUUUGCAUGUUGAUUGAUUCUGGCCAUGUUGGAAGAUGUACGUUUCCUAAAAGUACAAGUUCAGAGUAUAUUCUCCAGUAGAAAAAUCUUCUAUUAUACUUGAUAACUUUAGCCAUGCUAUCUUGAAAGGAUAUAGUCUAUUUAGAUCCUCACUUUAAAAACACUAAAGGCAAAUAGUUUUGUAUGUAAAAAGCAGAUCUUGAUAAGCACUUUUUGAAGAUAUAAUGAUGGUGAAAAUGAUGACGGGGGAACUUUUUGCAGCAGAUUUUCCUCGUUUAAUAAGAAUCUGGAAAGAAGCCCUACAUAAUAUUUUUACAUAGUUCUUUAAAAAAAAAGAUGGCUCCAGGAACCAUUCAGAAUGUAAUGCUUUUAAAUAAUUGUGGCUCAGAUGGUGUUGAAAAUCUUCACAAGUAAUCUUGGCAACAAACCUACAUUAAAAUUUCUUCAACUGAUGACACUAAAGAAAUUAAUAUUGCUCACCUCUGACACAGAAAUGUGAAAUGUGUAUUUCUUUCGGUUUGCAGUUCUCUCUGAUAAGACAUAUUUCCUAAACGAUGGAAUUUCUCUUCUAAAGCAUGUUCUGCUUUAAAGGUACAAUUCUAAGGGGUUUUUUUUUCAAAUACAAUCAAGGUAAGUUAAUACCUUGUUUUUAGGCUUAAUUCCAACCUUCAAUAAAAUGUCCGUAUUUCUGGACAAGUGGAAUAAGUUAGACAGUUCGUCAUUACUUGAAAUGAUGUUGUUAUACCCAACUUCUUAGUUGCUGUGCUGUGUUAAGCACUGGUAGCUUUUCUUAGGGAGCUGCAGCGGUCUUAAAUGUACCUUUAUUGGCAGUUAUUGAUUCCCAUAUUUGAAAAUAAGUCUCUAGCCACCUUUCUGUCAUUGCAGUUACAGAGUGUGAUGUUUCUGCAGACCUCCCUCCUGGUUGAGAGCAUUUGGCUGCUGGCUAUUGAUGGGAAUAAAAUUAAAACUCUGAUUUUUUUUCUUUUACUGGCUCAUAUCUCGAGAUGCUAUACAGCUACACAGGUACUAACAAGCCAAGUAACUUCUUGUUGUCUCUACACAUCCCUAUGGUAAUCAGGGGAGACUAGUAGUUUUAUGGGCUGCAACACCAGUAGCUGUUACUCAACUGUUAUUCUCCUGCAAGCAGUGUCUGCAUCUUGAUCAUUGAUUGUCCCCUUACCUGGUACAAUCACACACACCCCACACCCCCGCCAGAUUUUGGGCUUUCUCUUUCUCUAAGCAUUUUUCAAAUCUGCAACUGAUUUUGUUCCACUAUCUCUUCAAAAUGAAAGGGCAAAUCGCAGAAGUCUGUGAGUUUUCUAUAGUAUUGUUUGUGGUGUUACAUUAGAACACAUUAAAAAAUAUUUCAUAUUGUGGUUGCUUUUUUGAGCUGCAUUAGAUAUCAUUUCCUGCCCUGCUUGAAGUACCUGUAUGAAUAUAUUUCCCCCCACACGUUCUUUUGUUGCCUGUUUUGGCUUCAGAGCCUGCUGCUCCUCUUCUUUUUAAAAAAAACUCCCACUAAGUCAGUGCUAAUAGUAAGUCGGUGCUAAUGAAGAGUAAUGGUGGAUAGCAUGAAAUGCCUUCUGUUCUUCACUCCCACCUUUUUCGGUCCUAAUAUUUUAGUAUUUGUCACAGCACAGCAGAACCGUUUUCAAAAUUACCUGUGUUCCAUAAACUCUUUUAUUUAGCGGCUUGCCCUAUUUAUCAUACUAAGAUGGCUUCCAAUACCGCCACAAUUAAAAUUGCUAGCACCUGGAAGCAACUGGAAGUUUACUUCCCAUCAAGCAAGUUUUUGUGCCAGAGGUUUCUAGCAUUAUCUCCUGGUUGUAGAAGAGCCUGCCACAAGUUGGACUGUUCUCUUAAGUAUCCAUUGUUACCAAUAUUUACACCACCACUCUGGAAUGCCAGUGCUUUAUUUAAAAGCAAAGUUCCAAAAAAAGCUGCUUCUAAAAAAAUCACUAAUGUCAGUGUAAAUGUUUUGUUAUUUCACUUUCAUUUGUGUGGCUUCCUCAGUGUUCUCUGUAACAUCCAUGUUUCUUCUCCUGAUUGCUCUAUGCUGGUGUCUAUGGUAAGUUAUUCAUAUUUGCAGUGUUAGAUAAUUGCCACAGCUAUGAAGUUCAUUCCCUUGAACAUGUUCAAAGCUGGUAAUGUGCUUUUCCAUUAACUUAAAACAAAACAAAUACAAGUUUUGUAACAAUG
This is a messenger RNA of Eublepharis macularius, 5879 nucleotides long. It is a transcript of the gene ZRANB1, whose product is annotated as zinc finger RANBP2-type containing 1. The coding region runs from base 475 to 2601 and encodes 708 amino acids. Lineage: Eukaryota; Metazoa; Chordata; Lepidosauria; Squamata; Eublepharidae. The record is from RefSeq and is a predicted model, not a curated record. Gene Ontology annotation, cellular component: cytoplasm; nucleus. Gene Ontology annotation, biological process: protein K29-linked deubiquitination; protein deubiquitination involved in ubiquitin-dependent protein catabolic process; positive regulation of Wnt signaling pathway. The transcript has 11 exons. Gene Ontology annotation, molecular function: K63-linked polyubiquitin modification-dependent protein binding; cysteine-type deubiquitinase activity.